AUGAUCACCACCACUAAUACUACUAUUACUAGAGCUGAAAAUAAAAGAGAUGAAUGGCUGACAAAAGAUCAAAAAUUCAAAGAUGAAUUUGGUAAAAAUCCCGUAGCUCAAGAUUACCUAAGGUUUCUAAAUCUAGAUUAUCAAAGUGAAAAAGAACCUAUCAAAGGAUUAACCUAUUCUCAUAAUAAUCCUGGUUCAAAUAUCAUAGUACAAGGACGUAUACUAAACAAAAGUUAUUAUGCAAUUAUUGCCGUUGGUGUUAGUGGUUUAGUGACACGUCUUCAUAAUUCUAAAAGCAUGCGGUUGACACAGAUUGAUCGUAAUAAAUUGGAAUCAUUUUACGUGGAAAAAGCAGAAUUUGAUAAAAAAGGAAUACCAAGAGUUAUUUUAACAAGAGUACCACCGCUCAACAUCAUAAGCAAUCUAAGUUUUUCAAGCGAUCCAUCAUCAUCUGAUUUGUCAUCAUUUUUAGGUUCUGAUAGAUCAAGUGUCAACGGUAGGAAAUAUUCUCCAGAAGAUAGACAAACACAGGAACAAAUUUUGGUUAAACUUCAAGAGAUAAUUAAAGAAUUUGAACCAACUAAAGUAGGUUAG
Molecule: messenger RNA, 594 nt
Organism: Entrophospora sp. SA101
Lineage: Eukaryota; Fungi; Glomeromycota; Glomeromycetes; Entrophosporales; Entrophosporaceae
Source: the annotation of a GenBank genome assembly